CUGCGCGUCCUGGCCUGUCAGUAGCAGCCGGAUGGAAACGUAGGCAAGUGAAUCUGGUGAGGUCAUGUAUUUUUAAGCUGCACAACGGAAUAAACCAUCCUUUCGUCGGCGGCACAAACAAAGUACCGUCCGCCGCUCCGGAACGAACGUCUCGCCGCCGAUCGGACCGCGGGGCGAUCGCUGUAGUUUGCUCCGGCGACGAGAGAGGACAUUUUUGGAUGCACAGAAAGCCGUGAUUGAAGAUUUCGCCAUGAACAAAAACAAGAGAGAGAGGGAGUUCUACAGCCUCGACGUUGGAGAUUCGACGUUCACAGUGCUGAAGCGAUACCAGAAUCUGAGACCCAUCGGCUCUGGAGCACAAGGAAUCGUCUGCUCCGCUUAUGACCAAAUCCUUGAACGAAAUGUUGCCAUCAAGAAGCUGAGUCGGCCGUUUCAAAAUCAAACCCAUGCCAAGAGGGCGUACAGAGAGCUCGUCCUAAUGAAAUGUGUCAAUCACAAAAAUAUCAUCGGCCUAUUAAAUGUAUUUACCCCACAAAAAUCAUUUGAAGAAUUUCAAGACGUAUACUUGGUGAUGGAGCUGAUGGAUGCCAACCUGUGCCAGGUCAUUCAGAUGGAACUGGACCACGAGAGGCUGUCCUAUCUGCUCUAUCAGAUGUUGUGUGGCAUCAAACACCUCCACAAUGCCGGCAUCAUUCAUAGGGACCUCAAGCCCAGUAAUAUAGUCGUCAAGUCAGAUUGUACACUGAAGAUUCUGGACUUUGGCCUGGCUCGGACGGCAGCCACCGGCCUCCUGAUGACGCCGUAUGUGGUCACCCGUUACUACAGAGCACCCGAGGUUAUCCUGGGCAUGGGCUAUCAAUCCAAUGUGGACGUGUGGUCAGUGGGCUGCAUAGUGGCCGAGAUGAUCAGGGGAAGUGUGUUGUUCCCCGGCACUGAUCACAUUGACCAGUGGAACAAGGUGAUUGAACAGUUAGGCACUCCAUCUCAGGACUUCCUCAUGAAGCUGAACCAGUCAGUAAGAACAUACGUAGAAAACAGGCCACGCUAUGCCGGAUACACCUUCGAGAAACUCUUCCCCGAUGUGCUAUUCCCAGCCGACUCCGAUCACAACAAACUGAAAGCGAGCCAAGCUAGAGAUCUCUUAUCCAAGAUGUUAGUGAUCGAUGCCUCCAAACGAAUCUCUGUCGACGAGGCCCUGCAGCACCCCUAUAUUAAUGUUUGGUAUGACCCGGCAGAAGUGGAAGCGCCCCCUCCAAAGUUCGCAGACAAACAGCUGGAUGAGAGGGAGCAUACCGUGGAAGAGUGGAAAGAGCUAAUCUAUAAGGAAGUGAGCGAAUGGGAGGAGUGGAAAAGAAAUGGAGUGAUAAGAGGCCAGCCACCUCCUUUAGGUGCAGCAGUGAUCGACAGCCCCCCUCAGCCCACGUCCUCCUCUUCUUCAGCCAAUGAUGUCUCGUCCAUGUCCACAGAACCCACUGACCCUUGCAGUGACCCCACCCUGACCUCUGAAACAGACAGCAGUUUGGAAAGCCAUACCUCUCUGGGUGCACUGGCCUGCUGCAGAUAACGGACACAUACUAUACACAUACACACAAAGUCACUCACACACACACACACACACACACACACACACACACACACACACACACACACACACACACACACACACACACACACACACACACACACACACACACACAAGCAAACCUUUCCUCAUCGCGUGUGAUGGGAAAGGGUUUUGGCCAAUGAGACUUCUCAUGUUAGUUUGUAGAGCUGCGCUUUUUAAUGUACAGUUUGUUUUUAUUUCCCCUCCCUCUAGACUGCUGUAAAUGACUGGUUUGAAAUUGUAUCAUUAAUACUGUAUUUUUGCUGCAAAGAAUCAGAGUAUGUUUUGAUGUGAAUCUGUGAUGUAUGUUAUGAAAGAGAGGGAUUUGGGUGCGCUUUACAUAUUGCUGUUUUUUUUAGCUACUGCUACUGAUGUUAGCACUGCAAUAUUAUGUUGAGUAUAUUUUGUUUAUUUGGGAUUUUUGUAUUCUUUUUGGGACGUUUUGAAUGAAUCUACACCAAUUCUCUCUUUAAAAGUAGACUGGAGCACAUUUUAAUCUUGGAUCCUAAUGCAAAUAGUUGAUGUUACUUUGACAUAGGUCCUCAUCUUUCUUGUAGAAAGCAUCCUAAGUUAACUUAUUUCCUAGUACUAUGUCACAUUUGAUUGUGUGUAUCUUGACAAGAGGUCAAAUGCUCUGUUGCCCUGACACUUAAUUUCUUUUCUUUUUUUACGAUAGCAUACUGUAAACUGACUGUAUUUUAACUUAUUUAUUUACUUAAGUGGGAUUUGUUGGUGAUGGUCUGUUGAAUGAGGACGAACAGGGUGAAUGUAGGUGAAUAGAAAUGUGGCAUUGUGAGGAGCCAAUGAUUACCUUUAGCACUGUAACAACUUAGUAUAGGCCACUCUCCACUGGCUAGAAUGAGUGAGCUGUAUUCGGGGACUGUCACUAAAUUAGCCACUCUGCCCUUUUGGCAGGUUCUUUCAACAUUAUUUACAGCUGUGUGAUAUUUAAGAUAUUUCAUUUAAGUGCCCUUAUCUCAGUUUAGUGAUUUUCAAGACCUCUCCUUGGCAGAUGCUCCUCUCCUCUGUGGUGCGUCUUUUCUGAGUUCUACCUCACACGCACACACACACACACACACACACACACACACUCAAACACAUUUUUGAAGAUACAGUAUGUAUAUCAUGGAGCACAUCAUUCGAAAGAAAUGUGAAAAAAGUUUUUUCUGCAUUUUGUUUUAUUUAUUUAUUUAUCUCAAGCUAGGAGGCAUCUAUUGUAUGUUAUGUACAUUUCAUUCAGAAGUACUAUUUAUAUGCAUUUUUGUUUUCAUUUUUGUUGGUUUUCUGUGCAAUAUUAUUCAUAGAUUAGUAAACUUGGUAAUUGAUCUGUACAUUUUAAUGUAGAUGUUUGCAUUUUUCUGAAAGUCGGGAAACAGGAAUUUCCUACCUGCCGUGGUUCCUUUGGAUGUAUUUGAUGGCUCAAAUUGCCCUUUUCAUGGUUGGGCACCCCAGGCAGUAACCCUUAGCAUUCAGCUCCCAGAAUGUUCUUUGGGGAUUGUGACGCAUGUCCUGACCCCUCUGGAUCACAUUUCAAUUGAUUCUUGUUUUUUCCCCCCUCCAUCUUCUCAAAAAUAGAAAAAUUAGAUAGAUAGACUACGCAUGAGUUUUCUCUGAGCAAAUCUGGUUUUAGUGCAGGUACAUUAAGUGGGAAGAAAGGAAAGCAAUUCAGCACAGCGGGCAUGAUACUGUAGUCCUCUGAUGACUUGGCCAAAUACUGAGAGCAAUGAGUAAAUCUGUUGUGUGUGUGUGUUAUGGUAAGGCCAGACGUGAAUUUUAGCCUUUGGAUCGGAAAUUGCCUCACUAAAAGACCAAUUAUAUACAUCCAAAAUGGAAACUGUCUACAGUACGUACAACUCCAGCAAAUAAACAAUAUGAAUUUUAAUGUC
Messenger RNA from Scophthalmus maximus (turbot), 3489 nucleotides. RefSeq names its product mitogen-activated protein kinase 8a (gene mapk8a). Lineage: Eukaryota; Metazoa; Chordata; Actinopteri; Pleuronectiformes; Scophthalmidae. The transcript is spliced from 12 exons. The record is from RefSeq and is a predicted model, not a curated record. Gene Ontology annotation, biological process: protein phosphorylation; JNK cascade. The coding region runs from base 251 to 1564 and encodes 437 amino acids. Gene Ontology annotation, molecular function: ATP binding; JUN kinase activity. Gene Ontology annotation, cellular component: nucleus; cytoplasm.